Messenger RNA from Centruroides sculpturatus (bark scorpion), 1658 nucleotides. Its product is annotated as solute carrier family 43 member 3-like. The record is from RefSeq and is a predicted model, not a curated record. Gene Ontology annotation, molecular function: transmembrane transporter activity. The coding region runs from base 70 to 1512 and encodes 480 amino acids. Lineage: Eukaryota; Metazoa; Arthropoda; Arachnida; Scorpiones; Buthidae. Gene Ontology annotation, biological process: transmembrane transport. The transcript has 12 exons.
CUGGUCUACGGUCUUUUAGAAACUUUUAUCUUCAGUGGUAACAUUCUAGGAUGGGCCGCACUCAAUUAUAUGUUAAAAAAACACGGAGUUUAUAGUCAUUUAUGUAAAAAUCAAACUCGAACUUAUAAUGUUACUGUCUUGCAGAUAAAAGAAGAUUUGAAUUGUACAGCUCAAGAUAAAAUGCUGAAUUUAGCUUUUACUAUAGGCUCUUUUUGUGUAGGUUUGAGUGCAGUUAUUUGGGGUUUUCUUAUUGAUAAAUGGGGUCUAAGACCCGUUCGUUUAUUGUUAAAUGCUUUUAUCACAACAGGUGCUGUACUGCUUUCAAUUACUAGCUCAGAGAUGCCAUACUUUCUAUUUCCUGCUCUAAUUUUAAUGUGUUUAGCUGCUGUUCCUUUAAGGAUAGCCAAUCUUCAAGUAGCUAAUCUUUUUCCAAAACAACGUUCCACUAUCAUAACAUUGUAUAGUGGAGCCUUCAGUGCUUCUGCUGCAGUUUUUAUAAUAAUGAAGUAUGUAUUUGAUGCAGGAUGUAGAUGGGAAUGGGUAUGUGCCAUUCUAGUUAUUGCUAGUGGUUUCAUGUUUCCAGCAACUCUAUUCAUCUUUCCUUGUAAAAGGAUACCAGAAUAUGGAGAAGAAAGAAAGUUAUUGUUUAAAGGAAUAAGUGAAAUAUCUACCAUAUACCCAGAAUAUUUUGGAAAAUUUUCAGUUUUACCAAGUUCUCCUAACAACAUUCGCAAAUUGUCUAACGAAACAGUGCAAGACACAAGCAGAGAUUGGACAUUAUCUACGGACAGCACAAAUUCCAGUGAAAUAAGUGAAAACUCUUCCACAAAUACUACAUCUGAUGAUCCUGCUCUCAAAGAUUCCUUGUUAUCAUUUUCAUUUUUCAUACAUCUUUAUUGGUUUUCUUGGUUACUGAUGGCGACAAUUAAUUAUGCUGGAUCACUCAAUCUUUGGCUGGAAAGAAUAACAAAUAAUGUAAAAAAUGCUGGUUGGUACACUCAAGUUUAUGGCUUGGCUCAGUUAUUUGCCUUAAUACUAGCACCAGUUGGAGGAAUGUUAAUGGAUUUAAGAACUAAUAGAGCUAUUAAAGAAGACGAUCCAGAUCUAAGAAAAUUAAAAGUCUAUCAAUCAGGAUUCUGGCCAUUGCUCCUUACUACCGUUAAUCAAGGUGCUAUACAGAUUUGUAGAUUCUUUAACACGGUUAACGCCGUAUACAUUUCAGUUGUCUUCAUAACCAUUCUUCGUUCUCUGCUUGUUGCAGUUGCAACUGCUUACCUUCGAAUCAGAUUUCCUGCAACACAUUUUAAUAAACUACUCGGAAUAAUGAGCACAAUAGCUGGAAUGUUCACUUUAUUGCAGUACCCAUUAUUUAUCUGGGAAUCGAAAUCCUCAGAAGAUGCUCUUUCCUUUAACAUAUUUAAUGCGGGGAUGCUCGUCCUUUGUUUCAUCCAUCCGUUCCUCUUGCUAAUUACUCCACUUCAGAAGUAUUUUAUAAAAAAAGAAGUGACAUGAAGUGCUCCUCCUUGAAUGAAUGUGAAAUUUAUCAUGUAAAUGCCAUUUUGUACAAUACAAUAUAUUAAUUUCAUCGUGGUUAAACCGGUGCCAAUCACUUUGUAUAUCUCUUUAUAUAUUAAAUAUUUCUAAUAUGUUUUUUUAUA